This is a messenger RNA of Pseudonaja textilis, 2226 nucleotides long. The record is from RefSeq and is a predicted model, not a curated record. Lineage: Eukaryota; Metazoa; Chordata; Lepidosauria; Squamata; Elapidae.
AUGCCCAGAAGCCCGGGGGGGCUCCGGCAGUCCAGCCGCGCCCAGUCCCCCCGGCCGCCGGGCUCCCCUGGGCAGAGCCGCCGCCCUGAUUGGCGAGAGGCGCCCCCGCCUCCUCCCGCGGGCCGGAGCGACGCCAGGCGGGGAAGCCGAGACGGGACUCGUGCGCCGACCCGCCCGGCGCCCCAAAUCUCCGACCGCCGGGCCGCCCGGGGGAGCCGCUCCCGCACAGCCGGGCUCAGCACCGGGCGCUCCCCCGCUCCGGACGCCGGUCUCCCCGCGGCGAUGCUCGGUGGGCAGCGGGGAGCCGGAGGUGGGCGCGCACCCGGCCGGCCCGGGGCUCCUCCGCCACCUCCCCCGGAGAGGCGCGGCGGGGAGGACGAUGCCCGGGCUGCGCGGCUUCUCCCGCCCGCCGCCACCUGGUGCCCGUCGGGGGGAGAGGCGCCCCCGGGUCCCCUGCAGGGCGAGGACCGCGCGGCCUCCGGGCAGGCGGGGGUGACUGGACGGCCGGAUCAGCAUCCGCUGCCGCUCGCCCGGCGCGCCGCCCUGAGCCGCGCCGGGCCCCUACCGCCCGCCUGGAGCCCGCCGGGAGCCGCCUGCGGGGCAAGCCCUUCUACGGGCGCGAGGGGGCGCUGGGCCGGCGGGCGCUGGGCCUGGAGAGGGGCCGGGCUGUGCGCCGAGGCGCUGUGGCCCACCUCCGGGCCGGGCCUGCGGGUGGGGCUGGCCAAGGCCGCCCCAGGGGCUCAGUUAAGGGAGGGGGGCGGGCGCCCUCUCCUGCGACAGGCCGGGGUCCAGCCAGGGUCUGAAAGGCCCGAAGAAGCUGCGCCAGGCUUCCUGCAGCAAGGCUCCCUGAUUGUGGACCGCGCCCAGAUUUCCCGGAGGUACUGCUGCUCCUUGGCCUUCCUGUGGGACUCCCUCUCCGUGCUGCCCACUGACCUCCUCUACCUGUAUGUGGGGCUGGGCAGCCCGGCGGUCCGAGCCAACCGCUUCCUGCGGAGCCCCCGCUUGUUUGAGGCCUUUGACCGCAUCGAGACCCGCACGGCGCACCCCAACUCCUUCCGCAUCUCCAAGCUGAUGCUCUACAUCUUUGUCACCAUCCACUGGAACAGCUGCGUCUACUUUGCGCUCUCCAACUUCAUCGGCUUUGGCACGGAUGAGUGGGUCUACCCCAACAGCAGCCUGCCCGGCUUCGACCGGCUCCUUCGCCAGUACCUCUACAGCUUCUACUUCUCCACCCUCAUCCUGACCACAGUGGGCGACACCCCCAUGCCCCAGCGGGAGGAGGAGUUCCUCUUCAUGGCCAUCGACUUCCUCCUGGCCGUCAUGGGCUUUGCCACCAUCAUGGGGAGCAUGACAUCUGUCAUCUCCAACAUGAACCACGCCGACAAGGCCUUCUACCCCAACUACGACCUGGUGAAGGACUACCUGCACUCUCAGCGGAUCAGCCAGCACCUGCAGCACCGUGUGGUUGACUUGCAGCAGCACCUGCAGAUGAACAAGAAGAUGACCAACGAGGUGCAGAUCCUCCAGCACCUGCCCGAGCGCCUGCGAGCCGAGGUGGCCAUCAGUGUCCACCUGCCCACCCUCCGCAAGGUCCAGAUCUUCCAGAACUGCGAGCAGAGCCUGCUGGAGGAGCUGGUGCUCAAGCUGAAGCCGCAGGUCUACAGCCCCGGGGAGUACGUGUGCCGGAAGGGGGACAUCGGCCGGGAGAUGUACUUCAUCCGCGAAGGGCAGCUGGCCGUGGUGGCGGAUGACGGUGUGACCCAGUAUGCGGUGCUGGGGGAGGGGCUGUACUUUGGAGAGAUCAGCAUCAUCAGCAUCAAAGGGAACCAGUCUGGCAACCGCCGUACGGCAAAUAUCAAAAGCAUCGGCUACUCAGACCUCUUCUGCCUCUCCAAGGAGGACCUCAAGGAGGUGCUGGCCGAGUUCCCCAGCGCCAAGGCGUUGAUGGAGGCCAAGGGCCGGGAGAUCCUGCUCAAGAUGAACAAGCUGGACGUCAACGCCGAGGCGGCCGAGGUCGCCCAGCAGGAGGAGGAGGAGCGGCGGAUGGCAGCCCUGGAGGACGGGCUGGACGCCCUGCAGACGAAGCUGGCCCGCGUCCUGGCCGGGCUGGAGUCCAGCGCCUUCAAGAUAGCCCUGCGCCUCGAGCACCUGGAGUGGCAGAGCGAGGGGGAGGCCGGAGGUCCAGAGAGCCCCCUGCAUGCCUGCACCUGGCAGCGGCUGCCAUAA